Molecule: messenger RNA, 1646 nt
Organism: Anolis carolinensis (green anole)
Lineage: Eukaryota; Metazoa; Chordata; Lepidosauria; Squamata; Anolidae
Product: single-stranded DNA cytosine deaminase
Exons: 4
Coding region: 289-915 (208 amino acids)
Biological process (GO): negative regulation of single stranded viral RNA replication via double stranded DNA intermediate; DNA cytosine deamination; cytidine to uridine editing
Cellular component (GO): P-body; cytoplasm; nucleus
Molecular function (GO): RNA binding; zinc ion binding; cytidine deaminase activity
Source: RefSeq, a predicted model, not a curated record
AUUAAAACCUUUGUAUGGCUCAUAAGGAUAACAAUGAUUUAAAUUACCAUCAGUAAAAUUGUUGCACAAAAGAAAACAAACAUAUUUUGGUCUUCCUAUACCACUGCAAAAUCUUACUUUGGCAGUAGCUUUCAUUUUCCUCAUUUCUCAUAAAAUACUCUUUUGCUGUAUGAAAAAAAUGGACUGUGCUUCAGCUUUUUGUUCACUCCAGAGCUCAAGUUCGAAAGUUCCCUCUGAUCUAAUCACAGUUGCUCUGUAGUUUCCUGCUGUGAUCUUUGCACGAGUUAUAUGUUAUUAAUUAUUUUUGAUGUUAUUUGUCUUCUCAGUCUCCUUAUGAAACAAAAGAAAUUCCUCUACCACUUCAAGAACUUGCGCUGGGCCAAAGGCCGCCAUGAAACAUACCUUUGCUAUGUGGUGAAACAGCGGAACAGUGCCACAUCUUGCUCCCUUGAUUUUGGAUAUCUAAGAAAUAAGUCUGGUUGCCAUGUUGAAGUUCUCUUUCUGCGAUACAUUUCGACCUGGGACCUGGAUCCAAGGCACUGCUAUCGAAUCACCUGGUUCACAUCCUGGAGCCCCUGUUAUGACUGUGCCCGGCAUGUGGCUGACUUCUUGAGUGCAUAUCCUAACCUAUCAUUGCGCAUCUUUGCUGCCCGCUUAUAUUUUUGUGAGGAACGCAACGCUGAGCCUGAAGGGCUACGACGUCUCCACCGUGCAGGAGCUCAGAUAGCCAUCAUGACUUUCAAAGAUUACUUUUACUGCUGGAACACUUUUGUUGAGAACCGCAAGACGACCUUCAAGGCUUGGGAAGGGCUUCAUGAGAAUUCUGUGCGUCUUGCCAGGAGACUGCGUCGUAUCCUUUUGCCACUUUAUGAAGUUGAUGACCUGCGAGAUGCUUUCCGGAUGCUGGGACUUUAAGGUGCUGAGAUUGUGGGUAACACGAAGAAAAAUUUCUAGCCAUGAACAUUCAGGGAUCUUUGUCCCACUCUUUCCUUUGCUACUUUUGUGAACAUUGUCAAUCUGAGAAAAAAAUAGUCUUUCUGGAAAAAAAUGAGAAAGACCCUCUGAGAUUAUGUGGCUUUGCACAUAGCCUCCUGCAUACAACUCUUUCUGGGAGAAAGUAAAGUUAGUGAAAUUUUAAUAAUUUCUUCUUGAUAUCUAUUAGUGAUGAUAGCUAGAGAAAUGUACAUUUUAAUAUUAAAUAGAGUUAGAAGAAGUCUAGCCAAAGCUCUUAGAUAUUUGUUUUAAAUUCCAGAAUAUAGUCAUCAUUUAAAGGAAACAUGGUAGAAUAGGAAGCUAAAUCUGAGUUGUAACCUUGCUUUAGUAUGGACAACAUACAGAAUCAUUGACACAUCUUAUUACACAACGUCUAAGGGAGUCCCAUUGGAACUGGAUAGACUUGGAAACUGUGACAUGAUGCCCUAUUUGCUUGGCAUAAUCUUUCUGUCAUGCUUACAAGCUGGAUCUAUAUAGCAAGCAAUUAUUGCCCAAAGAACACUACAGUAGUCUGAUAUCCUCGCUGGACUUGGUGCUUACAGGUUUGCUCUGUGGUGUUGUUUUUACCAAAUUGUAAAGUUAUUGCAUCGUCUCACAUCACAGGUACAAAACCUGAAAUGAAAUAUGUUGGACUGGAAGUUAGAGGGACAAGA